Messenger RNA from Callithrix jacchus (white-tufted-ear marmoset), 4669 nucleotides. RefSeq names its product potassium voltage-gated channel subfamily H member 3 (gene KCNH3). Gene Ontology annotation, cellular component: plasma membrane. Gene Ontology annotation, biological process: potassium ion transmembrane transport; regulation of membrane potential. Gene Ontology annotation, molecular function: voltage-gated potassium channel activity. The record is from RefSeq and is a predicted model, not a curated record. Lineage: Eukaryota; Metazoa; Chordata; Mammalia; Primates; Cebidae.
CACUUUGUUAGUGAACGUAAAUAUGACGAGGAUCUGGGGCGAGUGGCCCGGUUCACCUGUGAUGUAGAGACCCUAAAGAAGAGCAUUGAUUCAUUUGGACAAGCUUCUGCUCGCGGGGCACCUCUUAGGAGCAGCUGGAUCCAUUUUCCAGAGGGUCAGGUUGAGGAUGAGAAAGGCUCGAGUACCCGGCAGCUGUGCGCAGAACCCCCCCCCCCAAUCUGCUUUUAGAUUUCCCGGGUGCGGCUGGACCCCCUCUAGAGCCCCAGCCUCCACCGCCCGCCGGGCCUUCACCUGCGCCUGUCGCCCUGUCCCCUUGCCCACUGCAUUUUCCUCGGGGAGAGGAUCUUUCACUGCCAGUGGCUCCCGCCCGGAGCCCUCCUCCCGUUCCGCCGGGGGAGGAGAGGCUUCUAGGAGGCUCUCGGAGAGCUCCUGGGCUGCAGAGAAAGAUGCCUCGCCCCUGCGGCUGAGGCCAAGUCUGCCGGAGCGGGCCGGGCUCUCGCAGACGGAGGGAGCUGCAGAGAGCCGGCGCCGAGCGGAGCCCGAGCGGGAGCCCACCCGCAGCAGACACUGGAGCCGCUGCCCGUGCAGAGAGCGCCGCGGCUGCGGAGCCUGGAGCCCAGGAUUCGUGGGCCGCGAGGGCGCUAGGGGCCGCGCGCCAUGCUCCGGGCCCCGACGGCGCGGACGCCCCCUUGCGCGCCCGCGGCCGGCGCGACCUGGGAUCCCAGCCUGGGCAUUGCCCCCCGACGGCUGCGCUAGGGAGCGUGGGGCCCGGCGGGGGGCAGCCGAGCUGGGCGCUCUCCCCCGGCGCGGAGUCCCCGCACCCCGGAGGGAUGGGGCGGGAAGCCGCGGACGCCUAAGAUGCCGGCCAUGCGGGGCCUCCUGGCGCCGCAAAACACCUUCCUGGACACCAUCGCUACGCGCUUCGACGGCACGCGUGAGUCCGACCCUCACCCACUCGCAGCCGGGCCGCCGGACUCUUGCCAGGGCUCCCGCCUGCCCCGAACCCCCAGCAGCGCGGCCUAGUGCCCGCCUGUUUUCACUCUUUCCUCCCUCCCCACCCUUCUUGAGGUUGGGGACAUUGUCUCCUGCCAGGCGCCGUUUCCCGGAAGGUUCAAGGUUUGGGGUCAACACUGCUUCAGACAGUAACUUCGUGCUGGGCAACGCCCAGGUGGCGGGGCUCUUCCCCGUGGUCUACUGCUCUGAUGGCUUCUGUGACCUCACGGGCUUCUCCCGGGCUGAGGUCAUGCAGCGGGGCUGUGCCUGCUCCUUCCUUUAUGGGCCAGACACCAGUGAGCUCGUCCGCCAACAGAUCCGCAAGGCCCUGGAUGAACACAAGGAGUUCAAGGCUGAGCUGAUCCUGUACCGGAAGAGCGGGCUCCCAUUCUGGUGUCUCCUGGAUGUGAUACCUAUAAAGAAUGAGAAAGGGGAGGUGGCCCUCUUCCUGGUCUCUCACAAGGACAUCAGUGAAACCAAGAACCGAGGGGGCCCUGACAGAUGGAAGGAGACAGGUGGUGGCCGGCGUCGAUAUGGCCGGGCACGAUCCAAAGGCUUCAAUGCCAACCGGCGGCGGAGCCGGGCCGUGCUCUACCACCUGUCUGGGCAUCUGCAGAAGCAGCCCAAGGGCAAGCACAAGCUCAAUAAGGGGGUGUUUGGGGAGAAGCCAAACUUGCCUGAGUACAAAGUAGCCGCCAUCCGGAAGUCGCCCUUCAUCCUGUUGCACUGUGGGGCGCUAAGGGCCACCUGGGACGGCUUCAUCCUGCUUGCCACACUCUAUGUGGCUGUCACCGUGCCCUACAGCGUGUGUGUGAGCACAGCACGGGAGCCCAGUGCUGCCCGAGGCCCGCCCAGCGUUUGUGACCUGGCCGUGGAGGUCCUCUUCAUCCUUGACAUUGUGCUGAAUUUCCGUACCACAUUCGUGUCCAAGUCGGGCCAAGUGGUGUUUGCCCCAAAGUCCAUUUGCCUCCACUACAUUACCACCUGGUUCCUGCUGGAUGUCAUCGCGGCGCUGCCCUUUGACUUGCUACAUGCCUUCAAGGUCAACGUGUACUUCGGGGCCCACCUGCUGAAGACUGUGCGCCUGCUGCGCCUCCUGCGCCUGCUCCCGAGGCUGGACCGGUACUCACAGUACAGUGCUGUAGUGCUGACACUGCUCAUGGCCGUGUUUGCCCUGCUCGCACACUGGGUGGCCUGCAUCUGGUUUUACAUUGGUCAGCGGGAGAUCGAGAGCAGCGAAUCGGAGCUGCCUGAGAUUGGCUGGCUGCAGGAGCUGGCCCGCCGACUGGAAACCCCCUACUACCUGGUGGGCCGGAGCCCAGCUGGAGGGAACAGCUCCAGCCAGAGUGACAACUGCAGCAGCAGCAGCAGCAGCAGUGAGGCCAACGGGACCGGGCUGGAGCUGCUGGGCGGCCCGUCGCUGCGCAGCGCCUACAUCACCUCCCUCUACUUCGCGCUCAGCAGCCUUACCAGCGUGGGCUUCGGCAACGUGUCCGCCAACACGGACACCGAGAAGAUCUUCUCCAUCUGCACCAUGCUUAUCGGCGCCCUGAUGCACGCGGUGGUGUUUGGGAACGUGACGGCCAUCAUCCAGCGCAUGUACGCCCGCCGCUUUCUGUACCACAGCCGCACGCGCGAUCUGCGCGACUACAUCCGCAUCCACCGGAUCCCCAAACCCUUAAAACAGCGCAUGCUGGAGUACUUCCAGGCCACCUGGGCCGUGAACAACGGCAUCGACACCACUGAGCUGCUGCAGAGCCUCCCUGAUGAGCUGCGCGCAGAUAUCGCCAUGCACCUGCACAAGGAGGUCCUGCAGCUGCCGCUAUUCGAGGCAGCCAGCCGCGGCUGCCUGCGGGCGCUGUCCCUGGCCCUACGGCCCGCCUUCUGCACGCCGGGCGAGUAUCUCAUCCACCAAGGCGAUGCCCUGCAGGCCCUCUACUUUGUCUGCUCUGGCUCCAUGGAGGUGCUCAAGGGUGGCACCGUGCUCGCCAUCCUAGGGAAGGGCGACCUGAUCGGCUGUGAGCUGCCCCGGCGGGAGCAGGUGGUAAAGGCCAAUGCCGACGUGAAGGGGCUGACGUACUGUGUCCUGCAGUGUCUGCAGCUGGCCGGCCUGCACGACAGCCUUGCGCUCUACCCUGAGUUUGCCCCGCGCUUCAGCCGUGGCCUCCGAGGGGAGCUCAGCUACAACCUGGGUGCUGGGGGAGGCUCUGCAGAGGUGGACACCAGCUCCCUGAGUGGUGACAACACCCUUAUGUCAACGUUGGAGGAGAAGGAGACAGAUGGGGAGCAGGGCCCCACGGUCUCCCCAGCCCCAGCUGAUGAGCCCUCUAGUCCCCUGCUGUCUCCUGGCUGCACCUCCUCCUCAUCGGCUGCCAAGCUGCUAUCCCCACAUCGAACAGCACCCCGGCCUCGUCUAGGUGGCAGAGGGAGAUCAGGCAGGGCAGGGGCUUUGAAGGCUGAGGCUGGCUCCUCUGCUCCCCCACGGGCCUUAGAGGGGCUACGGCUGCCCCCCAUGCCAUGGAAUGUGCCCCCGGAUCUGAGCCCCAGGGUAGUGGAUGGCAUUGAAGACGGCUGUGGCUCUGACCAGCCCAAGUUCUCUUUCCGUGUGGGCCAGUCUGGCCCGGAGUGUAGCAGCAGCCCCUCCCCUGGACCAGAGAGCGGCCUGCUCACUGUCCCCCAUGGGCCCAGCGAGGCAAGGAAUACAGACACAUUGGACAAGCUUCGGCAGGCGGUGACGGAGCUGUCCGAGCAAGUGCUGCAAAUGCGGGAAGGACUGCAGUCACUUCGCCAGGCUGUGCAGCUUGUCCUGGCACCCCACAGGGAGGGCCCGUGCCCUCGGGCAUCAGGAGAAGGGCCAUGCCCAGCUAGCACCUCCGGGCUUCUGCAACCUCUGUGUGUGGAUACUGGGGCAUCCUCCUACUGCCUGCAGCCCCCAGCUGGCUCUGUCUUGAGUGGGACUUGGCCCCACCCUCGUCCAGGGCCUCCUCCCCUCAUGGCACCCUGGCCCUGGGGUCCACCAGCGUCUCAGAGCUCCCCCUGGCCUCGAGCCACAGCUUUCUGGACCUCCACCUCAGACUCAGAGCCCCCUGCCUCAGGAGACCUCUGCUCUGAGCCCAGCACCCCUGCCUCCCCUCCUCCUUCUGAGGAAGGGGGUAGAACUGGGCCCCCAGAGCCUGUGAGCCAGGCUGAGGCUACCAGCACUGGAGAGCCCCCACCAGGAUCAGGGGGCCUGGCCUUGCCCUGGGACCCCCACAGCCUGGAGAUGGUGCUUAUUGGCUGCCAUGGCUCUGGCACAGUCCAAUGGACCCAGGAAGAAGGCACAGGGGUCUGAGUACCAGCCCUAGAACUUAGUGUUGCCAGGCGUGCUGCCAUCUGCUGUUCCGCCCAACCUCAGAGUGAAAGAAGGAUGGCAGCCACCCCACGAACUCCAUGCUGCCCGCUGGCUCAGGGCAGGGAGCCUGGAAGGGAAGGAGGGCCUGGUUCCUGACUCUCAGAGGGUGGGCUGGAGCCUUGGGCCAGGCCCCUCUUCAGCCUGCUCCUCUGACUUCCCAGUCUCCCUCUGCAGGCUGGGGGCAGAGGCCUGAGGACAAGGAAGGGCUUUGCCAUUCCCUGCAUGUGCCCCUGCCUCUACCUGUCCCCAAUUUUUUAUAUUAAAAAAAAAUAAACUACUUUGGAA